This is a messenger RNA of Strongylocentrotus purpuratus (purple sea urchin), 2106 nucleotides long. Its product is annotated as NLR family CARD domain-containing protein 4-like. The transcript has 5 exons. Lineage: Eukaryota; Metazoa; Echinodermata; Echinoidea; Camarodonta; Strongylocentrotidae. The coding region runs from base 91 to 2106 and encodes 671 amino acids. The record is from RefSeq and is a predicted model, not a curated record.
CAGUCACUACCCGGAACUCGUCGAGCCAUGCAUGUUGCAUACAGUUUACAAUCACUUACUUUCUUUGAUAUUGGAGUGUCUUAAGUGAGUAUGGAGGAAGUAGUUCUGAGUGAUGACCUUGUGAUCGCCCUUUCCGAGCAAAUUAAUAUAACACUUUAUCCAGUCAGCCAUUUUGCCGUCGACCUGGGCUUCGAUUCCGCCGCUGCUAGCGCAGCGGAUGAGCUGGCAAUUCAGAAACAGCAUCCGCAUGGGAAAUACGAGUAUCUUCUACACAAGUUUGUCGCCACUCAUGGUCGGAGGGCGAAAGCUGCUCAAGUUCUCAUCGAUAUAUUCAAAGUCAAACAGAAGAUGCUCCUUGUCGACUUUCUUAAAGAAGCUAUCGAAACUCAAAACGCCCUGAAACAGUCUGGACGUAGACAAGAGCCUGGACAUGCAGAGGGACAGGGGCAGACUGGGACUGAAAUUCGCCCCUUAAAUGCUGUAGCAGGUCUGAGCUUGAGCUUGAUUGUAGCUUUCUUGGCUAUUGUGGUGGCUUGCAAUUGGAAUAAUCCACCCACUGAAUUAAUAGCAGAAACCUUCAGCCUUGAAGAGUGUCAAGACACAUUACGGAAACACUAUGAGAAACACCUCUUUAACGUUCGCAUCAAGCCGUUGGAUCCAUUAAAUGACGUGGACCUAGAAAAUCUCUACACGACCGUCAGCCUCUACAAACAAGACAAGAAUAAUAUUCCGGACGAAUCCUUACAGAAGUCUACUUUAAACGGAUCAGUCAACGAUAUAUUCCAGACUAAAGUUGGUGGAUCGUUGCCAGAAAGAAUUGUGUUGUUUGGGGAGGCUGGCCGGGGAAAAACUACAGCUGUAGCGAAAAUGGCUUAUGAUUGGGCUAAUAAAAAAGAAGACUCCCCUUUAAAGAAUGUGAAGUUGCUCUUUGUCUUCAAGAUGAGAAACAUAAAUGCCAAGACAGAAAUAACAGAAGCCAUUAUUACGUUGCUGGGGAAGAAAUACAAGAAGUAUCAAAAACAGCUUGAAGAUUAUAUCGAUUCUCAUGAGAAGGAUAUUGUCAUGCUCUUCGACGGUUAUGAUGAAUUUAGUGGAGGGCUAGAAAAGUGCAGGAAAAACGUAGGUGACGUCAUUGAUAUAUUGUGUCAGGAGAGAUGUAGGCGAUGUCGGGUCUUGGUAACGUCUCGCCCCGUUAGGAUGAAAGACUUCUUUUCGAGAAAAUUCUACUACUCCAGGAUGGUUAUAGAAGGAUAUUCUCAACAGCAUGCCAUAGAUUUCAUCGAUAAAUUCUUUCUUUCCAAUAAAAAAAAAGGAACAGAACUGAAGAAAUAUUUGGAAGAAGACAUCGUUACCAACGAAAUGAUUGCCACGCCCCUAUUUUGCACUAUGGUGUGUACUUUGUGGAAUCAUGGCUAUAUGAAUGGACACUACACCCGAACGAAAUUGUUUGAUGAUAUCAUGGAGUUCUUGAGGACACACCUGAAUGCUAAGGAUGAGCGAGAUAUAGAGAUCAAGCAAGACCUGCUCAGCGAUACACUUGUUUCAGUCGGGCGAGUUGCCUAUACGAAAUUAAGCAACAGGAGUGAUCUGAAUCCAUUGGUGUUUAGUGAGGACGAUUUUAGUGAAGUUCAUGAUGAUAACGUGGACAUCAGCUUCUCACUUGGUCUGUUAACAAAGAACAUGAAGACGAAUAGUGACGUCAUCAUCCACAUUGAAUUUUUCCACAAGUUAGCGCAGGAAUAUUCAGCAGGGAGAUAUCUUGCAAGUGGCCUCGAUGAAGGAAAAAUCAGCACCAUUGGCUUUUCAGAAGUAGUCUUUGAUCUAAAAGAGAUCUUCCUGUUUGCAUCAGGGACAUCGGUCUUGGCGUGCCGAAAUAUUUUGGCAUCUCUCAUGGCAGGUUACUGCUCAAGUUUCUUUGACACAACGCUCUAUCAAUAUCAGCAAAUCAUCUUAGAUUUCAUUAGCGAGGGAGGAACUUGUGCAGAGGAUUCUGAAACAUAUGUGACAUGUUAUUUUAAACAUGGACUCGAACUCCACAAAGUUACAGCAUCAACCGUGGUUGGAUUUGAGAAACUACCAAGAUCUGUUAAGGAGAAGGUAAUAUAA